AGCUGAAAAAGACCUGCGGGAGUUCUAAGUAGGUGUGGCCCUCUUGGACCCUAACAGUGGGAUCCUGCAAUCCUGCCCAAGUCUGACAGUCCCUAUCUGUUUGUCCCAGAAUGUGUUACUGCAUGUCCUGGAAGGUCGGGAUUACUGUGUUCUUGAGCCGUCAGCACGGCUAGGAACCGCCCCUUGGGCGCCCCCACCUGGGGGUUGGUGGGGGCGCCUCGCCCGGCGGCGAAGACUUGAUUUCCCGGCAGCCCCUGCUGCCUUACACUUCCGGCGUGUUGCUGGCAUUUCUGGUCACGUGCAUUGCUGCUACGUAGUCCGCCUAGGUGGCUGAAAGAGCAACUGCUGGACCCAGACUCCAUUUCCCGGUGUCCCUCGCGGCGGCGCAGGGUAUAACGGGGGUUGUAGUCCGGCCUCUCUUCUGGCUGGUCCAGCUACAUCGACCGGCAGGAUGUCGGAGGUGCGGCUGCCACCGCUACGCGCCCUGGACGACUUCGUUCUGGGGUCCGCGCGUCUAGCGGCUCCGGAUCCGUGCGACCCGCAGCGAUGGUGCCACCGCGUCAUCAACAACCUUCUCUACUACCAAACCAACUACCUUCUGUGCUUCGUCUUCGGUCUCGCUCUGGCUGGGUACGUGCGCCCGCUGCACACCCUCCUAAGCGCGCUGGUAGUGACGGUGGCCCUUGGCGCGCUGGUGUGGGCGGCUGAGACUCAAGCAGCCGUGCGCCGCUGCCGCCGCAGCCACCCCGCCGCCUGCCUGGCCGCAGUGCUUGCCUUCGGCCUCCUUGUUCUCUGGGCCGUAGGCGGCGCUUGCACCUUCCUGCUGAGCAUCGCCGGGCCCGUGCUUCUGAUUCUGGUGCACGCCUCGCUGCGCUUGCGAAACCUCAAGAACAAGAUCGAGAACAAGAUUGAGAGUAUUGGUCUCAAGCGGACGCCCAUGGGCCUGCUACUGGAGGCGCUGGGACAAGAGCAGGAGGCUGGAUCCUAGGGGUCUGGGAUCUGUACCCAAGACCUGGAGAACGCCACCCCCACCCUGGCCCUGUAGAGGGACCCAAAGCCCUUUCCCAGCCCUUGAAAUAGAGGGCCCCGUCCAGUUCAAAAAGCAGAAGGACAUCAGCGACCCUGCCCACCCCAGGUCCAAAAUUGGGAUAUCCCUGCUACCCAGCGCCUGUUACCUAGGGGACCACACUUCCCCAGCCCUGAACCUGGGGCGUGGAGCCCAGAGCAUCCGUGGCCAACCUCAAACUCUGGACCCAGAGAUACUCCCCCCCCACCCCCAAUCUGGGACCCACCCAUCUCCCAUGCUCAGCCCCAAAGCUGGGAUCUGGGACCAAGGCAUUCUCUUGAACCCGGGACUAAUAUUAGGCUUUUUCAGACCCUACCCCGGCUUUGAAACCAGGUUAGGGCAUUGCCAAAUCUUGAACCUGGGACCCAGUGUUCCCAGCCCCCAUCAGGACAGAGAAUUCAGGCAUCCUGAUGCUGUUGAACCCUUGGUUCCUUGGUUCCGUGUGACCCAAACACUCACCAGUCCCACUUGCCUCUUUCCAGCUCUGCUUAGGGGUUCUGCCCCCUUCUCCAAAGUUCCACAGUGAUGAGGACCAAGGGGUAGGGUGGGGAGGGGUGGGGGUAGACCCGGAAUGGGGCAUCUAUAAUCAGUGUUACUGCAACAAUAAAGGCUGGUGCGUCGCUCAAGCCAA
Mustela erminea (ermine) is the source of this 1697-nucleotide messenger RNA. It is a transcript of the gene PRAF2, whose product is annotated as PRA1 domain family member 2. The record is from RefSeq and is a predicted model, not a curated record. Gene Ontology annotation, cellular component: membrane. The transcript has 3 exons. NCBI's taxonomy places the organism in Eukaryota, Metazoa, Chordata, Mammalia, Carnivora, Mustelidae. Bases 452 to 988 code for a protein of 178 amino acids.